GGCAGAAGUUAGACACUCGUAACCACAAGGGCUGUGUAGGGCAGAAGCCAUGGGGAGGGUACAGUGGUGGACCCUACUCUGGAUAUUGAGAUACUGUCACACACUUUCAGCUGAGGUGUUGGUGCAGUACAAAUACUUCAUUUCUGGGGAUUAUCAGGAGGUCUCUCUACAAGCCCCUGCUGAGCCCAAAGGGAAAGAAUUCAUCUGGGAGUGGACAUCUCCUGAUGGACGAUACACAAACGCUCGUAUAAUAACUAUGCAGUCCAAUGAAAAGUUUUCAUGGAAUCUUAAAAGUGCGAACAUUUCAAAACAAGGAAAGUACGACCUUUCUCUGAAACCAGAGUUAGAAAAUGCAGGCGUUUUUACUUUCAUUCAAACUAAACCAGAGAAAGUUAAUUUGGUGCAGUUUGAAGUGUUUGCUGUAGAAGUGAAAUCAUUGCGCUCUCAAAAAGCACCUGAAGGAUCUGAUGUGACCAUGAGCUGUGAGGUAUCCCACCUUCCAGAUUCAGCUACACUGGCCUGGGAACGGGACAGAGAACCCACUGCUAACACAACGCUGAUCUACAACAACACUGCCCACAUCAUCAUCCACAGUGUUGACCAACACAGUGAGGGAACCUAUAACUGUACACUCCGACGGAACGGAACGCUUAUUUUCAGCGUUCCCAAUGAACUUAUCGUCCUCAAGGAAACACUUGAAACACGGCACACUCUGUACAGAGGGAGUUUGAACAGCAGUGAGGUGGUGCUAAUCUGCCAUUCUCUGAGCUCAUACACAAAAGCUUCCUGGUCUUGGUUGCCAGUGUCUGAGACACAAGCAAUCUCUGUGGUCAAUGCUGGUAAACACGAGAAUGUUUCAAUUUCCAUGGAGAUGGAUAAAGAGAGAUUCUCAUCUGAUGUCUUUGAUGGGUACAAGUUUCCUCUGAGAAUCUCACCAGUGAAGUUUGGAGACAGUGGAAUGAAUCAGCCAGUUGUGCUGAACUGUGAGAUAUCGCAGGUGAUUGGCACUGUGACCCUGGCCUGGCUCCGGAUGAAGGGGGGCAGGGGGGAGCUCGUGAACCUGAGUCAGCCCAGCCUGAGGAGUGACCAGAGCAGCAAAGCCCUGCAGGACCAAUGCAGUGGUCAGCACCUUGGAGAGAGCCCGGCCAGGAGAAUCAGCACCAAGGCCGGCAACAACGGGGAGAGGCGCGUGGGGAAUGCGGGCACUCAAUACGAACCGUCUCUGAUUGGACAGGCGCAGCUGGACUGCGUUCAAGAGGGAGAGAGACGCCCUACGAAAGGCAGGGCGCGAGGACAGAGCGGGGCUGAGUACUGA
Molecule: messenger RNA, 1315 nt
Organism: Conger conger (European conger)
Lineage: Eukaryota; Metazoa; Chordata; Actinopteri; Anguilliformes; Congridae
Exons: 7
Coding region: 50-1315 (421 amino acids)
Source: RefSeq, a predicted model, not a curated record